CCCUUGAAAAAGGAAAUGGCCAAAAAAUACGAGGGACCUGCAAUUGGAAUCGACCUUGGCACAACAUAUUCAUGUGUAGCAGUUUGGGAUAGUCAAAUUAAUCGGGCUGAGAUCAUCCACAAUGAGCAAGGGAACAGAAUCACACCUUCUUGUGUUGCUUUCACUGACGCACAAAGGUUGAUUGGUGAUGCUGCCAAAAACCAGGCUUCCUCUAACCCAUCCAAUACUGUCUUUGAUGUAAAAAGGUUGAUUGGAAGGAAUUAUAGUGAUCCAAUAAUUCAGAAUGAUCUAAAUAUGUGGCCCUUUAAGGUAAUUGCUGGUCGUGAUGACAAACCCAUGAUUGUUGUGAAAUACAAGGGUGAACAAAAGCAACUUUUUCCUGAGGAAAUAUCGUCUAUGGUCCUGACAAAGAUGCGAGAGAUUGCUGAGGCAUAUCUGGAAUCAUCUGUCAAGAAUGCAGUCAUUACUGUGCCCGCUUAUUUCAAUGAUUCUCAGCGUAAAUCCACCAAAGAUGCUGGUGCCAUUGCCGGCCUUAAUGUAAUUCGGAUAAUCAAUGAACCAACUGCUGCAGCUUUUGCGUAUGGACUUCAAAAGAGAGGUAACUGUGUUAAAGAGAGAAACAUUUUCGUAUUUGAUCUUGGUGGUGGUACAUUCGACGUGUCUAUACUCAAAAUUAAAGGUGAAGUCUUUGAAGUUAAAGCCACUGCCGGAGACACACACCUUGGAGGAGAGGACUUUGAUAACAGAAUGGUGGAAUAUUUUGUAGAGGAAAUCAAGAGGAAGAACAAGGUAGACAUUAGCGGGAACGCUAAGAGUCUUAGAAGGUUAAGAACCUCUUGCGAAAGAGCAAAAAGAACACUCUCAUUUGCAGUUGAUACCACAAUUGAGGUAGAUGGUUUAUUUGAAAACUUCGAUUUUUGUUCAUUGAUAACUCGUGCGAGGUUUGAGGAACUCAAUAUGGACCUCUUUAUGAAGUGUGUGGAGACGGUGAAUACGUGUCUUAAAGAUUCAAAUAUGGAUAAGAGCAAUAUAGAUGAUGUUGUCCUUGUUGGUGGCUCCUCUAGGAUUCCAAAGGUGCAGCAACUAUUACAGGACAUUUUUAAGGCGAAGGAACUGUGUAAGAGCAUCAACGCUGAUGAGGCUGUUGCUUAUGGAGCAGCAGUCCAGGCUGCAUUGUUGUGUAAGGGUGUUUCUCCAAACUUGGUGAUAUUAGAUGUUACACCACUUUCACUUGGAAUAUUAAUAAAUGGAGAUCUGAUGAGUGUUGUGAUUCCUAAGAACACUACCAUUCCUGUAAAGAAGACAGAAGAUUUUGAAAAAAGUGAAGACAACCAAUCCUCUAUCCCGAUUAAGGUUUGUGAGGGUGAAAGGACAAGGGCUAGUGAUAACAACUUGUUGGGUUUGUUUUAUCUUGAUUGCAACCCUUCUAAUCCUCGAGGCCAUUCUUUGAAUGUUUGUUUUGACAUAGAUGCUGAUGGUAUCUUAAUUGUAUCUGCUGAGGAAGAAUGUACUGGAAAUAAGAAAGAGAUUACUAUAGCAAAUAAUACGCGGAGAUUGUCACCUGAGCAGAUUAUGCGAAUGAUUCGAGAAGCCGAGAAGUACAAGGCCGAAGAUGAAGAGUACCAGAAGAAAGUUAAUGCAGUGAAUGCUUUGGAUGAUUAUGUUUACAAGAUAAACAAGGCUUUGAAGAAUAUUGAUAGAAGUGCAAAGCUUUGUCCUGAAGAAAAAAUGAAGAUCAAUUUGGAAUGUUCAAAGGCAAAAGAUAUACUUGAUUCAAUCAAAGAGAAGGAGACAGCGGUGUUCGUGAAUUGUUUGAAUAAGUUGAAGAGUGUGGUAAAGCCCAUUCUCCAGAUUGACUAG
Molecule: messenger RNA, 1860 nt
Organism: Medicago truncatula (barrel medic)
Lineage: Eukaryota; Viridiplantae; Streptophyta; Magnoliopsida; Fabales; Fabaceae
Product: heat shock 70 kDa protein 4
Exons: 2
Coding region: 16-1860 (614 amino acids)
Molecular function (GO): ATP binding; ATP-dependent protein folding chaperone
Source: RefSeq, a predicted model, not a curated record